UAUGAGCACAUCGGUCGACCUGAAUUUGAUGCAGGAUAUUGGGCUCUUUGGGGAUCUUGGCCAAUGAGCCUGUAAACGCCAACAUCUUCCCUUCUCGCGCAUCAUCCUCGUUCUCUUCGUUCUCUUCGAUGGCGCCAGCGCAUCCCAAAUACCAAGCUGGCCAUGCUUAUCCCCAACAAAAAUGAGAUUAUUCGUUUUCUCCGGGUGGUAAGCCAUGGAAUAAACACUCUCCCUCGUAACCUUGGCUCGCGAUAGCACGACCCAUGCGGCUAAGUCUUUCCCUGACAGCUUCCCAGCGCCGUAGCCUCGUGGGUAACUACUUUCUCGAGAAAAGUCACGACACACCGGGCAAAUGCGCGAGCAAUGCCUUUCCACCUGAAAUGGUCAGACCUGCUCCUGCCUCACGCUGAGGUUUUUGUCGGAAAUGCCAUUCUGAGUCGCUCCUUGCGCUCUUCAGGACGCAUCAAGGAAAUUAGUUGUCGAAUCCGUGCAUUUCGCCACUUCGAGUUCCGCUGCAGCAAUGUUGGCAAGGGUGGAUGGCACCUUAUCCUUGACUGUCUUCUUCGCGACAUUGGUAUUGGCAGAUACUCCGACCUUGAAGGGCGCUCUAAUAGGUCUGUUUUCGUGAUCGAUGAGGAGGCACCAGACUUUCAUGGCGGUGAUGGGCCAUCUUGUAGCAACCUCGAAUGCUUGCAUGGAAUAUCCAUUGAAUCAAACGAUAACGCGGGUAGGACUGCUGAUGCGUCACUCUUUCACCCCGGUAAUUCUCCUGAUCCCCGACUUCGUCUCUGCGUUCAUGUAUCAACCACACUGGAUUCUGCCUUCUGUAUCUUGUGUCUCGGUGCCCUAAUUAUGCAUCCCUUUCCCUGUCUCGCGAUGUCCAAAACUCUACGAGCACGAUCCGCACUUCCAGUUUCGACAUGCUUUUCCUAAGGUGACUGUCUCCGAGUAUGCUGAAGUGGAACCCGGGGCUGUUUAGUCGCACUGUUGAAUUGAAGAAUCAAGAAGAAAAGAAAAUUAUGGGAGAAUGCUAAUAUCGUGAUGUAACAAAACAACCCCCGAAAGUGUAAGGGCAGUGGGCGCUUGCCGCGCCAGCCGUAGUUAUUACUCAUUUAUAGGUCACUACUCAGGGCGACGCUUCACAUCUAGCAGAAACCCUGGUGCUAGUCAAGUUCUCCUACAUAUGGCUGGGACGGCAUUCGGACGACGUGGUGAUGGUUGACUGCUAUGGGAAAACGCAAAUGGCCUGGUAUAAACGACUCUGCAUAUAUGUUUUGAAGGCGACUAUCGAGAGGACAUUCGAUUCGAUUCCUUGAAUCAAAAGACUAGAGCGCUGAAGCGCCCAACCCAAACAAUGUAGAUCCACACGAUGUCUAGCUA
This is a messenger RNA of Cantharellus anzutake, 1380 nucleotides long. RefSeq lists its product as uncharacterized. Lineage: Eukaryota; Fungi; Basidiomycota; Agaricomycetes; Cantharellales; Hydnaceae. The coding region runs from base 364 to 933 and encodes 189 amino acids. The transcript has a single exon. The record is from RefSeq and is a predicted model, not a curated record.